AUCGUCAUUCGUCCGAUUGCAUCUCAACGACAAUGGCUUUCAAAUACGUCCUCUUGGCUGCUUUGGUCGCCGUCGCCAGCGCCGGUAACCCUCAAUACACCUUCGGUUAUGGUGUUUCCGACCCCUUGACCGGAGACGUCAAGAGCCAAGUUGAAAGCCGAAGCGGAGACAUUGUACAAGGGCAGUACUCUCUUUUGGACUCUGAUGGCACACGCCGUGUUGUCGACUACGCCGCCGACGGCAUCAACGGAUUCAACGCUGUUGUUCGCAAGGAAGCCGCCGCCGUCGCCGUCGCCGCUCCCGCUGUAGCCCCAGUUCUUCGUGCCGCUCCUGCCAUCGCCACCACUCACGCCAUCGCCGCCCCAGCUGUAGCCGCCGCUCCUCUUCUCCGUGCCGCCCCAGCCAUCGCCACCACCCACGCUGUAGCCGCCGCUCCUCUUCUCCGUGCCGCCCCAGCUAUCGCCACCAGCCACGCUUACGCCGCCCCAGCUGUAGCCGCUGCUCCUCUUCUUCGUGCUGCCCCAGCUAUCGCCACCAGCCACGCUUACGCCGCCCCAGCUAUCGCCACCACUCACGGUAUCGCCGCUCCAGCUCUUGUCCGUUCUGCCCCCGCUCUUGUACAUGGUGCCGCUUAUGCCACCGGCGCCCAUGUGAUCAGUGCCGCCCCCAUCGCUGCUCGUUAUGCCGCUCCCAUCGCUGCCCGUUAUGCCGCCCCAUUCGCCGCCUGGUAAAUCGUGAAGAUGUUUUCGAGUUUAUAUUUAUUGUAAAUAAUAUUUUCCUCAUGGAAAAUUGUACAUAAAUAUACAAAAUUUUAUAAAGCGAUAAA
This is a messenger RNA of Tribolium castaneum (red flour beetle), 826 nucleotides long. RefSeq names its product cuticle protein 16.5-like. Gene Ontology annotation, cellular component: extracellular matrix. The record is from RefSeq and is a predicted model, not a curated record. The transcript has a single exon. NCBI's taxonomy places the organism in Eukaryota, Metazoa, Arthropoda, Insecta, Coleoptera, Tenebrionidae. The coding region runs from base 33 to 731 and encodes 232 amino acids.